Messenger RNA from Vitrella brassicaformis, 2092 nucleotides. The record is from the annotation of a GenBank genome assembly. NCBI's taxonomy places the organism in Eukaryota, Vitrellaceae.
ACAGUUGAUUCAUUCGUGCACUCUCUUGAUAUUCUCACUCACUCAAGCGAUCGUUAUUUGGUAUACACGCGUCCAUCCAUGGCCGGCCAUGAACGACUUCAUCACGCCACGCACACAUGCUAUCUUGACGGCGUUGACGCAAGCAUGGACACGUCCGUGUGCACUGCACACACAUUCAUCCAUACGAUCGUACGAGCCGCAGCCGCGCGGCCUCUUCCCUGCUGGUGGUGGUCACUGUGUGGGUGAGGCUGCCGCCUCCUCCGUCUCGCCCAGCCACUUGACGCGCCGGCCCUCAGACCACAGCGCCAACCGAGAGGAACCGUUCUUCAGAUAAUAGCGGCCCUGCGCGCACACACACACACACACGUGCAUACAAAGGGCCGACUGGUGCUGCUGGUACGUGUGUGAAGGCCGACGUACCUGGCCAUCCUGCUUGCCGUCCUUCCAGUAUCCCUCGUAUCGCCGGCCGUCCGCCCACACGAAGAUGCCAAAGCCCUCCUGUGCAUCGACAGACGGGCCGAGACACGCAUGUGGUUUCUGGAGUGUUGUCUGGCAGCUGUCACUGACCUUUUUGUCCUGCGAGUAGGAUCCCUCGUAGCUGCGCCCGUCGGCCCAGAGGUACAAGCCGGUGCCGUGCAUGACGCUGCCCUUCCACUCGCCCUGACGCCAUCACACAGAGAGGGCGAAAUGGUGUGUAUAGACGCGGUGUUUGGGGCCGUCCCAUAGGCACCUACCUUGAAGUGCCUGCCGUCUUUGCCCUGAUAGACGCCGUAGCCGUUGAUCUUGUUGGCGCGCCACUGGCCCUUGUAGGAGCUGCCGUCGGCCCAGUGGUACACGCCAUAGCCAUUCUGCCAACCAACACACAGACACCGACACACCGAGACACAUGGAGAGUGGCACAUUGCGUCAAUCAGUCAAUGCGACGAUUGUGUGACCUUCUUUCCUCCGUGGAAUUCGCCUUUACACAUGCAUGGAAAAAUCGCAUCGACAUAGGUAUGGGUACAGGUCAUUUGUGUAGGGUUCUUUUGGUCUUGGCAUCUCUGUGUAUGGGUCGUGUUUUACCCUCGUAGACGGAGCCCUCGCCCCAUGUCUCCACGCCAUAGCCCUCCUGCACACAUCCAUCCAUCCAUCCAUCCAUGGGGGUGUGUGUGUGUGUGUGUGUCUCCUCCCUCCCUCCGUCUCUCUCUCUCUUUGUCGUGUCGUCUUGCCUGGACGUCCUGCUUCCACUGGCCCAUGUAGCAGGUGGUGCUCUUGUGGUAGUACAGACCGCUGCCGGACGCCUAUAUGCACAAACAGACCAGUACACACACACACGUAUAGGAAACACGACACACACCCGUCUCCCCUCCCUGCCUGCCUCUUGACCCGUGUGUCUCUCUUAUCCCUACUGACCACGUUGUUUUCCCAUUGGCCGAUAUAGACGUCCUUAUCCCAGUGGAGGAACUUGCCCAUUCCGUUGGCCUUGUCCUCGGCCCACUCGCCCUCAAACUCAGCCCCGUCAGCCCACACCAUCCGCCCAAACCCGUGCCUCUGGUUGCCGCGCCACUGGCCCUCGUACGUCGCCCCCGUCGCGAACCGGUGCUCGGGGUGGCUCUCGACCACCGACGAGUUCUUGUUGUCCAUCGCUCGCAGCUCCGCCACCUCUCUCUCAAAGUAGUUCACCUGUCCACAAUCACGUGUGACACACAUAAAUUAAAUCACUGCAGAGGAGUCUUCCUGCUUCUUCUUUUUUUAUCGUCACAUACCGUCAUGCCGGCCGUGGCCUCUGCCCUUGAGACCACCUGCUGCUGACUCAUGGCCGCCCUGCUAUCGGGCGAAAUGCCUCCUGCCAUGGGGGACACGCCGCCCGCCGCCAUCGGUGAGGCGUCGGCAGGGUGCAGUGUGGCGGCGUGCUGCGAUUCCGGGAAGAGCUGGGCGGUCCCCUCGCCGCCCGUGGGCAUGCCGGGCGGCUGCAGGAGGUUGGAAGCGCCCGGCACGUACUCGCCUGAGCUGUCGGCUUCGUUUUUCUUGGCCGUUUCUCUGUCACAGCCACACGGGGAAGAGCUGCACACGCCCAUGACUGGUGAAGCUGCCAGCAGCGAUACGAAAGAGG